Messenger RNA from Torulaspora globosa, 402 nucleotides. RefSeq names its product histone H2B (gene HTB1). Bases 1 to 402 code for a protein of 133 amino acids. The record is from RefSeq and is a predicted model, not a curated record. Gene Ontology annotation, molecular function: protein heterodimerization activity; structural constituent of chromatin; DNA binding. Gene Ontology annotation, biological process: nucleosome assembly. Gene Ontology annotation, cellular component: nucleosome. The transcript has a single exon. Lineage: Eukaryota; Fungi; Ascomycota; Saccharomycetes; Saccharomycetales; Saccharomycetaceae.
AUGUCCGCUAAAGCUGAAAAGAAACCUGCUUCCAAGGCUCCAGCUGAGAAGAAGCCAGCCGCCAAGAAGACGGCUCCUUCCACUGAGAACAAAAUGAAGAGAGCAAAGAUCAGAAAGGAAACCUACUCCUCUUACAUCUACAAAGUUUUGAAACAAACACACCCUGACACUGGUAUCUCUCAGAAAUCCAUGUCCAUUUUGAAUUCGUUUGUGAACGAUAUCUUCGAGAGAAUCGCCACCGAGGCUUCCAAACUGGCUGCUUACAACAAAAAGUCCACCAUUUCCGCCAGAGAAAUCCAGACUGCGGUGAGAUUGAUCUUGCCCGGUGAGUUGGCUAAGCACGCCGUCUCCGAAGGUACCAGAGCCGUUACCAAGUACUCUUCGGCCUCCAGCCAGGCUUAA